AAGGCAGAAGCAAGAGGAGGAAGAAGAAAGAAAGAAAGAAAGAAAAGAAGCCAUGGCUAUCUGCAACAUCCCAGUGAUUGAUCUGGAAGAAUCUGCAGAAAAGCCACAGGAAGUGAAGAAGAAGCUGAGAGAGGCGUGUGAGGAAUGGGGAUGUUUCAGAGUGAAGACCCAUGGUGUGAGUUCAAGUUUAAUGGCGGAGAUGAAGAAGGUGGUGAGAUCUUUGCUUGAUCUUCCUCUGGAGAUUAAGAUGCGAAAUAGUGAUGUUAUUGCAGGAAGUGGGUAUAUGCCUCCAAGUGCAGCCAAUCCUCUUUAUGAAGGCUUAGGACUUUACGACAUGGCUUCUUCUCAAGCUAUCCAGGCUUUCUGUUCUCAAUUAGAUGCCUCACCCCACCAAAGGAAAGUGAUAGAGACGUAUGGGAAAGCAGUGAAUGAGGUGUUGAUGGAGAUAGCAGAGAAGAUGGGAGAGAGCUUGGGGUUAGAAGAAGGAAGAUGUGAACAUUAUUUCAAGGGAUGGGCAUGCCAGUUCAGGAUCAACAAGUACAGCUUCACACCACAAACUGUGGGGUUCUCAGGUGUACAGAUCCACACAGAUUGUGCCUUCCUCACCAUUCUGCAAGAUGAUGAACAGGUUGGAGGCCUUCAAGUCAUGAGCAAGUCUGGUUCCUUUGUGGAUGUCCCUCCCUGCCCUGGCAGCUUCCUCGCCAUUCUUGGUGAUAUUGCCCAUGUAUGGAGCAAUGGAAGGUUUGGGUCCGUGAAGCAUAGAGUAGAAUGUAAGGAGGCGAGUGUUAGGGUUUCAAUAGCUUCAUUUCUACUGGGGCCAAAGGAAGAAGAAGUACGAGCACCCCAAGAAUUGCUGGAUUCUGAUGAUCGCCCUCCUCUCUUUCUUCCAUUUGCUUAUGAAUAUUACAAGAAGCUCAGAUUAUCUAAGAACAUGCGUGCCGGUGAAGCCCUAGCCCUUCUACAUGCCCCUUCAAAUCUUGAAUCCUAACUAAUAAGAGGUUGGGUUUAGUGAAAAAAACUAGUCUCUCACAAUAUGAUGAACCAAGAUUCAAAUUCUCACUGAGAGAAAGUGUCUACAUUUAAUACUUCACAGUGCUUCAAACAAGAUUGCCUUUAAUAAAAAGAUACUUAUAAUCAUUUGUAUUCAAUAAUGCAGUUUAGAUACACAACUUCUUUUUAUUAAGUUAUGUAGUAGAAUCUAAUCUUUACUUUUCUCUA
This is a messenger RNA of Neltuma alba, 1218 nucleotides long. Its product is annotated as 2-oxoglutarate-dependent dioxygenase DAO-like. Lineage: Eukaryota; Viridiplantae; Streptophyta; Magnoliopsida; Fabales; Fabaceae. The transcript is spliced from 3 exons. The coding region runs from base 53 to 988 and encodes 311 amino acids. The record is from RefSeq and is a predicted model, not a curated record.